Messenger RNA from Benincasa hispida (wax gourd), 800 nucleotides. The record is from RefSeq and is a predicted model, not a curated record. Lineage: Eukaryota; Viridiplantae; Streptophyta; Magnoliopsida; Cucurbitales; Cucurbitaceae.
AUUUAUAAGUAAAAUACCAAAUAAAUAGGUAGCAGAGUAAGCCAAGUUAUUCUGAAAUAAGCACAUGGCAUUGCCCAAAAUGACAUCGUAGAAAAAUGAAUCAAAGAAACUCCACUGCUUCAAGCCUCCGCCCCGUACUCCCUUUUCUUCCCACCAAAGUUUUCUCUUUCUUUCUAUAAAGCUCUAUUACUUAAACAGUUUAAGCACUGAUCAUAAAAUCAUAAGUGCUCGGAAAUCAAACAGUUAGCUGAAGGGGCAGAAGGAAGCAAAAGAAAAGCAAGAGCCAUGGCAGAUUGGGGGCCAGUUUUCGUCGCUGUAAUUCUGUUUGUUUUGCUAACUCCAGGGCUUCUCUUUCAGCUUCCGGGCAAUCGCAGGUGCUUAGAAUUCGGCAACUUUCACACGAGUGCUGCUUCUAUCAUCGUCCAUUCGAUUCUCUACUUCGGUCUCAUAUGCGUCUUCUUACUUGCCAUCAAGGUUCAUCUCUAUAUCGGUUCCUAAUAUGACUCGCCCCAAUACCACGUUUGUUGUUUGGUUUCUAAUUCUCUAUUGUGAUGUUUGUUUGACUUGACUUUAUUCGGGUUGUUCUUCGUUUUCUUUUUGUUAAUGUCCUAAAUUUUUCAAGUGUAUGAGCGAGCAAAUAUUGAGCUUGGUCUAGGUGAUUUCAUCAUUUCAAUGUUAGAAUAUCUUGAGGCAUUGUUUUGGCAAUGAAAGUUCUAUGUAAGGAGGAACUUCACUUCAUCCCUUCAAGUCAUCUAUAACAAACCCCAAUUUAUAGAAUAUGGAUAAGAAUUGCAAACUCC